AGGCAGCGAAAGAGUGGGAGAGGGAGGUGGUGUAUUAGCUAUCCGAAGGGAGGAGUCACGCGAAGGAGAGAGCAGCUGGAGUUCCAGACUUUAGCUCCUCGGCUCGAGAAAAGUACACUUAACGCCGCUACGAUAGUCUUUGUCGAGGCAAACACUUUAGGCGUUCUUAUUUUUCCACAAUUAGGCUACAUCCCGAAGCCAGCAGGUAUGUAGAUAUAGCAAAGAUGUUACUUUAAACUUAGUUGCGUCCAGCCAAGUGUAAAGAAAACGGAGGAAGGGCGCAGAAGGCAAAACUCUGGCACGGCGACUCUGGAGUUUCAACUCAAGGCACAACUUCUGAGCGCCAGACGCACAUCUGCAACAAGCGAGAAAAUACUUCACUUUCGAGUAGAAGAGGAAAGAAAAACUUCACAACUGGAGGGAAAGACACCUUCGCACACGUGUCCCGUCUUGAUGUGGUGCUGAGGAAUGCACAGUUGCCAUGGAAACCCAGUCCCAGGCCAGUUCUGCAGCUGAGAAGAAGAAGAGGGUGGAGACCAUUGUGGCCACCAAGGGCGCGUCCUCACGCAGCGACAUCAGUGAGAAGGCCGUCGCCUCCAGCACCACCUCCAACGAAGAUGAGAGCUCUGGGCCCACGUAUCACCACCGCGAGCGGCGCAACGCCAUCAGCACCCAGAGUCCCGUGGCCGGCACAGCGCCGGGCAAGCUGAGCGAGGAGCCGUCCACCUCCACGGAGGACCGCCCCCAGCAUGUCAAGAAGGAGCUGUCCAGCUCGCUGCCCCACCUGCAUGACCACCCCCUGCCUUACCGUGGGACGCUCUUUGCCAUGGACCCCCGCAAUGGUUACCUGGACUCCCCCUACACCCCACCUCACUUUUUCCCAGCCUUCCAUCCUCCAGUGCCCAUCGAUGACAGGCACACUCAAGGCCGCUAUAUCUACGAGCCCUCUCCUGUUCCCCCUCUACACGUGCCUCCCGUCCUGGCGGGCAGCCCGGCGUUCUCGGACAUCUCCCUCAUCCGCAUCUCGCCCCACCGGAACCCGUCAGUGGGGGCCGACUCCCCUUUCAACCCGCCCCAUCCCUACAUCAACCCCUACAUGGAGUACAUCCGCUCACUGCCCGGCAGCCCCUCACUCUCCAUGAUCUCCGCCGCAAGGGGCCUCAGCCCCGCAGAUGCCCCCCACACGGGCCUGACCACAGCGGAGUACUACCACCAGAUGGCACUACUUGCGGGACACCGUAGCCCGUAUGCUGACAUCAUCCCGUCUGUGGCCUCCACUGCUGGAGCAGGAAGCAAUGCGCUGCACAUGGACUACCUGCAGGCUGUUGAGAGCUCUCGUUUCUCCAGUCCGCGGGUUCCACAGAGGCCCAGGAAGCGGGCCCUGCCCAUCUCCCCGCUCUCUGACCCCAGCUUCGACCUGCAAACCAUGAUCCGCACCUCCCCCAACUCCCUGGUCACCAUCCUCAACAACUCCCGCUCCAGCUCGUCCACCAGCGGCUCUUAUGGACACCUCUCUGCUGGAGCCAUCAGCCCUGCCCUGAGUUUCGCCUACCCACCCACCCCGGUGGCGCUGCAGAUGCACCAGCAGCUGAUUGGCCGGCAGCCAGGCCUUGUGAGCUCGGCGUUCGGGCACAGCCCACCCCUCAUCCACCACUCUCCAGCCUUCGCCACCCAGCGCCCGGUGCCUGGCAUCCCCUCCGCCGGCUUGGCACCCACCGAAAGAUCCGUGGUCUCCAGCGAAGCCCAGAGUAAGCCCACCAGUGAGUCUGCCGUGAGCAGCACAGGAGACCCCAUGCACCACAAGCGCUCCAAACUCAAGCCCGAUGAGGACCCAGCCAGCCCAGGAGCGGGCAGCGUCCAGGACCAGCCGGAUGGAAUGACCCUGGUGAAGGAGGAGGGGGACAAGGACGAGGGCAAGCAGGAGCCGGAGGUGGUGUACGAGACCAACUGCCACUGGGAGAGCUGCUGCCGCGAGUUCGACACCCAGGAGCAGCUGGUGCACCAUAUUAAUAAUGACCACAUCCACGGGGAGAAGAAGGAGUUUGUGUGCCGCUGGGCGGAGUGUUCCCGGGAGCAGAAGCCCUUUAAAGCCCAGUACAUGCUGGUGGUCCACAUGAGACGGCACACUGGAGAGAAGCCUCACAAGUGCACCUUUGAGGGCUGCGCUAAAGCCUACUCCCGCUUGGAAAACCUAAAGACACACCUGCGUUCACACACUGGAGAGAAGCCAUACGUGUGUGAGCACGAGGGCUGCAACAAAGCUUUCUCCAAUGCCUCCGAUCGUGCUAAACACCAGAACCGCACACACUCCAAUGAGAAACCGUACGUGUGUAAGAUCCCUGGCUGCACUAAGCGCUACACGGACCCCAGCUCGCUACGGAAGCACGUGAAAACCGUGCACGGUCCCGAGGCCCACGUCACCAAGAAGCAGCGCAGCGACGCCUACCCCCGUCCCCCACCUCAGCCCCGGGAGCCCGGCAGCAACGGCCAGGGCAGGUCGCCAGGGCAACCGCCCCUGGGCGGGUUUGCAGACCAAAGGGACUACAACCAUGCUACCUCGAAACAGGACGAAUGUCUGCAGGUCAAGUCCAUCAAGUCAGAGAAGCCCAUGACGUCUCAGUCAAGCCCUGGCGGUCAGUCUGCAUGCAGCGGUGAGCAGUCCCCCGGCAGCGGCCCUCCCGGCCGUGGAGUCCAGCUUGCUGUGAGCGCCGUGCGGCUGCAGGGGGUGGGGGAGCACGGCCGGGGGGGCGAGGAGUAUGAGGACGAGGAGGAGGACGAUGAGGGGGAGCUGGAGGAAGAGGACGAGGAGGACGACAUGGACCGGAACCGGGCCCCCAUCAUGGACGCCACGGUGUCCACGGCGACGCUGGCACUGCAGGCCCGGCGCAGCGUGGGCCGGCCACUCCGCUGGAUGGAGCAGGUGAAGAUGGAACGGCUCCGGCAGGUGAACGCCGCCCCGGCAGGCCUGCCACACCUGUCCCCCACACCCCCAGCCAAAGGCCAUGGCCUGCCCACCAUCCUGGGGAAGGUUUCGUGCCAGGGCCACAGUGAUUGCAGGUUGGUCCCUCCGCCUCAGGCUCCCCCCGCCACCCGUCCGGAGCCCUGCGGGACAGAGCUGACCGUACUGAGUCUGCUGGGCGGGGGCCGGCGGGACAGCAGCGGGAGCGCGGCCAGCUCGGCCUACCUGAGCUGCAGCCGGCGCUCCUCGGGCAUCUCGCCCUGCUUCUCCAGCCGCCGCUCCAGCCAGGCCUCGCAGCCGGAGGUCGGCGGAGGCCAGCGCCGCCGGCACAACCUCAGCUCCACCGACUCCUACGACCCCAUCUCCACUGACGCCUCGCGGCGCUCCAGCGAAGCCAGCCACCACGGCGGGGGAAGCAGCAUGGGAGGAGUAGCUCUGUCUGGGCUCGGAUGGAGUUUCGGAGGAGGAGGUGGUGGAGGAGGUGGAGGAGGAGGGGGUGUCGGAGGUCACACAUGCUCAGGAGGAGGUGAUGGGUCCAGAGGAGGAGGCAUUCUGAACCUCACGCCGGCGCAGCAGUACCACCUGAAGGCGAAGUACGCCGCCGCUACCGGCGGACCCCCACCUACGCCACUGCCCAACAUGGAGCCCAUGAGCCUGCGCUCCCGCAUGGCGCUGAUGGGAGACGCCCAGGACGGGAGCAACCCUCCACUGCCUCCGCUGGUCAGACCGCGCCGCUGCAGUGACGGAAGCACCAACGGCUACGCCGCGCACAACGGCUACCGCCACCGUGGGCUCUACCCAGGAGAAGGAAUGGCGGGCGUCAACAGACGGGCCAGCGACCCCGUUCGGACCGUGCACGUCCAGGACCCCUCCAGUCUGCCGCAGAUGCAGCGCUUCAUCAGCUUGAACAACAUGCACUCCCACUCCUUACCACCCCUCUCCAACCAGCACAGCCACCAGGGAGAGGCCCGGCACGUCAGCCUGCACCACCACACUCGCUCAGAGGGGAACCUGCAGCGCAGCCUGCACUCCCCGUGUCCACCCAGGAUAGAGGAACACUCGGCGCUGGAGGACCUGGCCAUGGAGGAUGACGGAGGCUUGCUGCUGGGGUACGAAGAUAUGCUGCCCGAUGACCUGGUGCAGUACAUCCGCUCCCAGGAGCAAGAGGCUUUGUACAGGCAGUCGCAGCACAACAACAACGGGGACCUUCACCAUCCACAUAACGGCAACGGAGGUGACGUCGACCUUUUCCAGGUGAACUCACCUGGUCAGCAGCAGCAGAAUGCAGAAGGAGAGGGAAUCGGCUGUGAGGAGCAGCCCAUCCAGUGGAACGAGGUGAGCUCAGGGAGCGCACACCUGUCACCCGCCAGGCAGCAGCAGCAGCAGCAGCAGUCUCAGCAGCCCUGCGGAAGGUGGCCGGAGCGUGGCGUCAUCGGCAGGAGUCCGUUCGGACAGUUUGGCAACAUGGUGGUGCAGCAGCAGCAGCAACAGCCGUCUCAGCUCCCAGGGGAUCUCUUCAGCCAGCCCAGAGGGGCUCCGGCAUCGUUGGCGAAUCCCAGCGGCGGCUCCAGGUUCCCAGAUUGCAGUGUGAGUGCCUCCCGCAGGACCUCUGCGUCCAGGUUCCCUCAGCUCCAGUCAUGCCAGCUGAACGCUGGCGUGAAGUCGGAGUCCUCAAACACGUCCUGUCUGGAGAGCAGGAGGAACAGCUCAACAAGCGUGCCGGGCUUCAGAAGAGCGCCCGACUUCUCCCAGAUAACCCUCGGUCCGAUCCGGCAGAGCUGCAGCCAGCAGCAGCAGCAGCAGAACUUCCAACAAAAUCAGCCCACGGCGCAGCUGGUCGGGAACAACCUGAUUCUCCAGAGGUCCUCUCAGGAUGCUCUCCCUCACGGGUCACUACUACGUCCACACCCACCUGCGAGCCUCCAACCAAACAGCAGCAGCUACAGAAGCUCUGCCCGACCUCAGCCGCACCUGACGAGUGGCAAUCAUGUCAGCUCCUGCCACCAGCAGCAGCAGCAGCAGCACGGCUCCAGAAAUGCCAGCACGGCCCACUGCUCACUGGCUGGCCACAUCUCUGGACUGAAGAUAGAAGCUCAGGACCAGGCCAGCUCUUGCUGUACAGUGCAACAGCAACAGCAACAGCAGCAGCAGCAGCGACCAGCAGGAUUUUGCCCGCCAAGUUUUGGAGACUGUAGCGAGGUGUUUGACCCAUCUGAGGCCAAGCCGUUGUCCCUGCUCAACCCAGGGGAGCGGUGCUUGAUGGAGACUCAAGCAGUUCAGUCAGACGCUCCCUCGGCCCCACUCCUGUCCCCCGGCGUGGACCAGGUCACCAGUACGGUGGACGGCAGCCCCUCUUGCGAGGUCCUGGACAGCGUGGGCCUGGACUUCACUCCCAUCCUAGAGGACAACUACGACCAAGGCAGCCUGGUGUCGGACGUCAUCAGUCCCAGCGUGUUCCAGGGCAUGUCGCGGACCUCCUCUCGUCUCACAACCCCUCAUGCUUCGGCCGCCUUCGCCAGUGUGCCCUCCGGGGUCAACAACAUGGCCAUCGGUGACAUGAGCUCGCUCCUCUCCACCCUCGCCCAAGAGAGCCGCUUCCUGGCUAUCAUGCAGUAGCUCUCUCUCUCUCUCUCUCUCUCUCUCUCUCUCUCUCUCUCUCUCUCUCUCUUUCCCCCCGAAGCUCUCUUAUAUGGCCACACAUGAAAGGAAUUGCUUUAAAAAAGUGGAAAUAGAAAGGGACUUAUAAAAUAAACAUUUUUAAAAAGAAUAAUGUAGGGGGGGGGAGUUGAUGUUUUUUAUUGACUGCUGGUUUAGGAAAGGAUGUUAACACCAAGUGUUGGUCGAGCAGAUGUAUUUUCUGUCUAUUCCACAUAGAAGCAGAGAUAUGCCAAACGUAUAUAAGGAUAUAUAAAUAUAUAUUCCAUUUGUGGAAUGAAGGCUAUUUUUGAAGCCCUUUUAUAAAACUAUCUCUUCAUAAUGAUGAUGGUUGGAGGCCUCGUCUCCCACACAUCAUUCUAAAACAGUAUUCUGUGUGUUGUCUUUAUUUUUCAUUGUUUUUUUUUUCUAUUUGUGUUUCUUUUUUGUUUGUUUACUGUAUAUUUUCCGUUCUUUUUGCUGUACACUGUUGGUAUAAAUGCAUGUUGCUCACAUGGUGAAAUGUACACACUGUCUUUUUAAGUGCGUAGGCUAGCUCAUGUGCCAAUGUAACUUGAGAGAACCAUGAUUUGUAGUAUACACAUGGUGCAACCACACUGACUCCAGAACUUUGGCCCCCCCGACCCCUCCCCACCAUCAGCAGGUCAAUACAGGGUCAAAUUUCACAACAAGCAGGCGCUUAUGUCACAUUUUGAUACGGUAUUUACAUUUUUUACAUUGUUGUUUUAGUACUUUUUAUGUUUGCGCAAUAUGUAAAAGAUGGUGUUUUUUAGUGAUUUAACUUGGUCUCACCAAGUGGUGUGCUUGUGUGUGAGUGUGUAUACUUGAGCAAGUAUUCCAGUAACGUAUUGAGUCCAAAUAUGUAGGACCAUUUCGACGUCAGAGGUACUCUUAGAAUCGUAUUGGUCAAUUGUGUAUUACUUGAUUUAUCACUUUUUUGUAUGUACUUACAUGUAUAUAUCACUUUUGAUCUCUUUUUUUUUACAUUGUAAAAAAAAAUCAUGCUUACUAUUUCUGAUAUCAGGACCAUCGGUGUUGUCAAGUUGUACAUGAUCAGAAAUAUCUUUUAGAGACUUUGCAAGAAUGUGCUCGGUGUUGAGCCACAGGGCAGAGUGUAUCAGGACGACGAACAGGUGAUAUGAUUGCACGUCAGCAGGGGGCGCUGUCACUGCUGAUGUAGCAGGCACAACGUGAUUCCAGCCAGGAGUGGGACUUUGGAACAUGAUGUUGAUUUCUUUUUCACAAUUUCCUUUGUAUUGGUAGUUUAUGAUUUUGCUAUUGUGACUAGCGACAUGAGAGACAGAUUUUUAAGAUUACCCUGGUCCUGUUGCUUAAAUAACUUCUGUUAUGGUACUAACAUCCCACAGAUUUCUUUGUAGGCCCGACAUGACCAGUUUUGUAUACCACGAUGAGAGAUUUAUUAACAGUAUUAUCAUCGGUCUAUAUCUUUGUUGUGUACAGUCAUGAGCACCAUCCUGUAGCAAAUUACUGUAGGUACUGUCUGCCAGAUUGGUUGUGUUCAUUUACAGUAUCGUAGUCUGAGUCAUUUGUUUUGUAGACGUGUAACAGUGUGUCACGCUAUUGUUGUUUUUAAAAAGUGACAUGACCCACCCCCAGAGGAGAGGUUUUGAGGGUGGGUGUAAGGUAUGUGCCUUAUCUCAACCUGUUCAAAUUAGAAAACAUACAAAAAAGAGAAACAGAUCACUGCCACUCUUCCAUAGUGAGUUAUCAUAUCAAAAAUGAUAUACUGUAUGCAUUACCUACGUAUUUUCUUUUUCGCUUUUCAAAACAAGAGUUAAUUGUUCAAAGAUUUUAGGAAAACAGUGGAUUCUCUGAGUGUGUGUGUGCGUGUGUGUGUGUGUGUGUGUGUGCCGGGGGAAUAUGAUGAAUAAGAUCCAUUUUAUUUGGAAAAAAGAAAACAUCAACUAAAAACAUUUAAAAAUGUUGUUUGAAAACUUUCAGUUAUCACAUUUCUUGCCUUUUUGAUUUGAUUGUUUUUUAUACUUGUAAAUAUAUAUCCAUUCUGUAGGUUUAGCUCAGACUUGAGGAGGCACCAGAGGCCAAAAAAGAGGAAAAAUGAAAAGUGACUGAAAAACAAAAAAAUAAAACAAAACAGGGAUUCAGGGCCCAGGUCCUUGUUGAGAAUGGCAAGACAAGAUAGCACAUCCAUAUUGCCAAUAGGGCCCUGUUGCUCUUUUCUAACUGACCACAAAUGUUUGUAUGGUUUUAAUAAAAAAGGAAAUUAUAU
Molecule: messenger RNA, 7862 nt
Organism: Alosa sapidissima (American shad)
Lineage: Eukaryota; Metazoa; Chordata; Actinopteri; Clupeiformes; Clupeidae
Gene: gli3
Product: GLI family zinc finger 3
Exons: 15
Coding region: 482-5575 (1697 amino acids)
Biological process (GO): regulation of transcription by RNA polymerase II; smoothened signaling pathway
Cellular component (GO): nucleus
Molecular function (GO): DNA-binding transcription factor activity, RNA polymerase II-specific; RNA polymerase II cis-regulatory region sequence-specific DNA binding
Source: RefSeq, a predicted model, not a curated record